AUGCUCUUCGCAGUCACUCUCACUCUUGCCGCUGCGGCAGCUGUUUCAGCAUCCCCCCUUGAGGCUAGGGCUAAAAAGACUGCCGUUCUCCCCUUGACGCACGUCGUCCAUGCCAGCUCUAUCAAGGCCAUCGUCCAAAAGGGUCAGGCCCGUAUUCGCAAAAUCAAUGAUGAGUCCACUGUCCAACUCGAUGCCGUUAGCUCUGGCUCUGUCACCAACGAGGAUGUUUCGUACGUCGCGCCUGUCGUGAUUGGAGGCAAGACCUGGAACCUCAUUGUCGAUACUGGAUCUUCAAACACUUGGUGUGGUGCUCAGACCUCGUGCGAGCCAACAUCUACCGGCAAGUCUACAGGCAACUCUGUCAGCGUCUCCUACGGCUCUGGGUCAUUCUCUGGCACCGAGUACAAGGACAAAGUCAGCUUUGGCGGUCUUAGUGUCGCAGCGCAGUCGAUUGGUGCUGCGAGCAGUGCUAGCGGCUUCUCAGGUGUAGAUGGCAUCAUCGGCUUCGGUCCUGUUGAUCUGACUGAGGACACUGUCUCCAACACCAACACCGUUCCAACCUUCAUGGACAACCUCUACAGCCAAGGAUCCAUCUCGUCUGAGGUGCUUGGCGUCUCCUUCAAGCCAGAGUCUGGCAGCGAUGAUAGUGACACCAAUGGAGAGUUGACCCUUGGUGGUGUCGACAGCUCCAAGUACACCGGGUCCCUCACCUACUUCCCAACUCUUACCAGUGGCCAAGCUUCUCAAUACUGGGGCAUCUCUGUUUCUGGCUUUACCUACGGAUCCACAAGUCUUGGUUCCGGCACCGGCAUUGUCGACACUGGCACUACGCUCAUCUACGUCCCUACUAGUGUCUACAACAAGUUCCUGUCUGCCGCUGGGGGUUCCACUGAUAGCUCAACUGGCCUUGCUGCAUUUACCAAGAAGCCUACCUCCAACUUCGGUAUCAAGUUUGGGUCUACAACCUACACCCUCACACCCGCUCAGUACCUGGUCCCUACUGCUCAGUAUAGCAACUUCGGUCUGAGCUCUGGCAAGUACUACUCCUGGAUCGGCGAUGGAGGUUCCUCUGGUGUCAACAUUAUUAUUGGACAGAAGUUCCUUGAGAACUAUUACUCUGUAUACGAUACCACUAACUCUCGUAUUGGUUUUGCUACAGCUGCUUAA
This is a messenger RNA of Fusarium tjaetaba, 1167 nucleotides long. RefSeq lists its product as uncharacterized. Gene Ontology annotation, molecular function: aspartic-type endopeptidase activity. Gene Ontology annotation, biological process: proteolysis. The coding region runs from base 1 to 1167 and encodes 388 amino acids. The transcript has 2 exons. Lineage: Eukaryota; Fungi; Ascomycota; Sordariomycetes; Hypocreales; Nectriaceae. The record is from RefSeq and is a predicted model, not a curated record.